Messenger RNA from Ostreobium quekettii, 1983 nucleotides. The record is from the annotation of a GenBank genome assembly. NCBI's taxonomy places the organism in Eukaryota, Viridiplantae, Chlorophyta, Ulvophyceae, Bryopsidales, Ostreobiaceae.
AUGGCGGACAAAGCGAGAGAGCAGCAACUGCAUGACCUGUUCAGCAAGCUGGACAAAUUCCUGCAGAACGCACAGUACAAACGGGCACUUAAAAAGACUGAAGAAAUACUUCAAAUCUCCAAGGAGGAUGAAGACGCUCUUCGAUGCAAAGUGUACGCCCUCAUCCAGCUGUCCCAGUUUGAUGAGGCAGUCAAAGUUCUGAAGGGCAAAGUGGGCCAGCAGCUGAGUUUUGAAAAGGCAUACUGUUUAUACCGCUUGGGUCAUUAUCAGGAGGCUCUUGUGACAGUUGCCAAAGUCACUGAUGACAGGCGACAGGCCCGUCUUGAGCUUGAAGGACAGCUGCAUUAUGUCAUGGGUAACCAUCAGAAAGCUGUAAAAGUGUAUCAGGAGCUCAGAGAUAAGCUGAAGGUAGAGUCCAGCGACAUAAAGACCAACAUGAUUGCACCAGCUGUGGCUGGCAACAUGGCUAACGAGCUCAAAGGCAACUUGUCUGCAGCAACGCCAGGUGGAGAAGGCUUUGAGCUGGCUUUCAAUAAGGCGUGUGGCCUUCUGCAUACAGGCGAUGUGAAGGGUGCCCAGCAGCAGAUUGAAUUGGCACGCAGAGAAGGUGAGGAGAGCCUGUACAGUUAUGACUAUACAGAAGAGCAGGUUGAAGCUGAGCUGCUUCCUGUGAGUGUCCAGCUGGGGUAUGUGUCCAGCUUGCUGGGGGACCACAAGGCAGCUGUGGAAGCAUACACCCGGGCACUGGGUGUCAAGGGUGGUGAUGCUUCCUCACGAACAGUUGCAGAAAACAACAUGCUCUCUGAGACCAGCAGGUCACAGCCAGAGCAGCCACAGAGGAAGUUUACAGCACCUGCCCUGAAAAAGCUGGAGACCUCAAGCGAAGGCAUUGCCGGUGACAGACUGUCUUCCAUACAAAGGUGCACAAUUCUUUGCAAUCGUGCCAUUCUGUACAUAAAAACUGGCCGUGCAGAACAGGCCAAAGGUGUGAUUGCAUCGCUUGCCAAGGACUACCCCGACUCUGAGAUUGUGAAUAUCCUGAAAGCGACAGUUCUGGCAAGAGACAAAAAGAUAUCAGAAGCUCAUGAUCUGUUGAAGAAUUGCACUCUUCUGGGCAACAGAUCUACGCUCGAUCCUCUGCUCAUGCGUGUGCAACUGCUGGCAGCAAAUGGUCUGUCAGGUCAGGCUGCCAACCUGAUAGAUGAGGUUCCAACUGAAAGUACUAGGAAUCAGGGUGCUAUUGUGGCCACACAUGCGGCACUACUGGAGAGGUCUGGCGACCAAGCCCUGUGUGAAGAUCUUGUGUCAAAAGCCCUGACCUGGUGGAAUAACCAGGAUGCCUCGGAUGGAACGAGCAGAGCACGGUCUACCAGUGCUGCCUGGUGCUUGGACUAUCUGGCCAGGCUAAAGCUCAAGUCCGGGAGCAUUGAGGAAGCAGUAAAGUUGUACCAGGAGGUACUGGUUAAAGAGUUGGAGGAGGUGCAGCGAGCUGAGGUCAUGUCCAAGGUUUCCCGUGUGCUGGCUAUAACUGACCCAUGCACCAAUGCUACUCUGGAGUCUGGUCUGCCUGGCGUCCCUAAGACAGGUCCUGAUGAUGUGGACAAAUUGGAAUCUGGCGUGAAGGGCACCAGUGGGGAACGAAGGGGGGAGGAGUUGAAGAAACGUGCAAAUGAGGGAGAUGAUGCUGACAAGCCAAAGAAGAGGAGGAAGAGGAAGAUUCGUUUGCCCAAAAACUUCGAUCCUCAAAACCCUGGGCCAAUGCCAGAUCCUGAGCGCUGGCUACCUAAGUGGCAAAGGGCUGGCUACAAGAAACGUCGGCGCAGGAGAGAGGACCACAUGAAGGGCAGCCAGGGAGCUGGGAAAGUGGACGACACGCUGGAUCGAGCAAGGCAGCAGCCAGAGCCAAGCACUUCAUCGCGUUCACAGCCACGACAGCCUCCUCGGCCAGCAGGUGGCAGGCGUCGGGGUGGAAGGCGCAGCUAG